AUUGGACCAACUUUUACUGAAAGACACAUUUAUAAAAUUAGCCAAUUGUGUUCCAAAGCCACUUUUGAGUUUCAAAACUUCCAUUUAGCUUUUCAAAAUUCAUGCCAAAUGGGUUGCAAGAAUCUUUGUGUUUCGUCCUACUUAGGAUUGUGGACAAAGUAUUACUCAUCAUCACUUAAUAUCUGCAAUAGGAAGCGGGAAGGUAACAAUCAAUUUUUAUGUCGAAUUUCAAAGAAUUGCUUCAGUCGGGAUGUAUCAUUUACUAAUAAGUUUCUAGUACGGUCACAAACACAUCAAGCGCACAUUAUACUACCACAUGAUUCUCGCACAUGGUGGAUAUGUCGGGUCUAACUUGUUCAUUGAAAAAUAAUUCAUGGGUCGUUCUUAUUCAAUGAACGAGUAUGAAAAUUUAAUCCAUCCAGACCAUCGUCAAAAGUCUGGUCAUCUCACAUGUAUGAUCCACAGGUAGUCUCAUAUGAAAUUUUCCUCGAUGCAGGCUUUUCUUAUAUAGGCGGAAGAAAACUAUUUAAAAAGCAUUAAAAUUUUGAAUAUUAUAAGAAAAAAAUCUUUCGAUUUUAAAAAGUCCCCAUAUGAAUGUCAAAAUAAGUCGAAAUUUCUUACCUGGUUCGCUUAAACCCCCAAUUUCGGACCAACGCGUGGAUAAUGUUGAAUCAGCCAUGGUCAAUUAUCAAACAUAAUACGGUUUCAAAGUCUCCUACAUAAAAUUGCACCUAUAUAUACACACACACACACACACACACACAAAUAUAUAUACAUAUACCGUAGCCUUCUUCUUGAGCCUGAAAAAAACUACUCAAAUGGCCGCCGCCGCAACCACAAAAGCAAUCCUUCCGCUCCACCACCACCACCACCACCACCACGCCGCCGCCACCAAAAAUGGGCUCUUCAUAUCAAUCCAUGCCUAUCAAAAUUCCCCUUUUGAAACUCACCCAAGUCAAAAACCUUCCAACAAGGCCAUUAAACUGGCUGAAUCAUUGUCAAACAUGUUACAUCUGCACAUUGAAAGAAACCUCAAUUAUCAUCCUUCGAAUGUACCAAGAAUUGAAGAUAAGCACGAUACUUCAACGAUGUCUCCUAAGGAAGAUAUAUCCAAAAAAUGGCAAGAAAUUCAUGGUUCUAAUGACUGGAAUAAUCUUCUCGAUCCACUUCAUCCUUGGCUUAGAAGAGAAAUAGUCAAAUAUGGAGAAUUUGCACAAGCAACCUAUGAUGCAUUCGACUUCGAUUCGUUCUCGGAGUAUUGCGGAAGCUGUCGGUACAAUGAAAGAAAACUUUUCGGAAAGUUAGGACUUAUUGAAAGUGGUUAUAAGGUCGCAAAAUACGUAUACGCUAUGUCGCAUAUAGAUUUGCCCGAAUGGUUGGAAAGAUCGAGAUUUGCUGAUACAUGGAGCAAAGAUUCAAACUGGAUGGGGUUUGUGGCAGUGAGCGACGAUCAAGAAACACGACGAAUUGGACGACGUGACAUUGUUGUGGCAUGGCGUGGAACGGUCGCACCAUCCGAAUGGUAUGAUAAUAUGCAGAGGAAAUUAGAGCCAAUUGGACAAGGAGAAGCAAAAGUGGAACAUGGGUUUCUCAGUCUUUACACAUCUAAGAGUGAGUCCACUAGGUACAACAAGUCUAGUGCCUCGGAACAAGUCAUGAGAGAAGUUAAGAAACUAGUGAAUUACUACAAGGGAAGAGGUGAAGAAGUUAGCCUAACAAUCACCGGCCAUAGUCUCGGUGGUGCAUUGGCACUUCUUAAUGCAUACGAGGCUGCAAAAAACUUCCCCAGCCUUCCAAUCAGCGUCGUAUCGUUUGCAGCACCCCGAGUAGGCAACAUUGCCUUCCGGGACGAACUAUAUCAAAUGGGUGUCAAGACUUUACGCAUGACAAUAAAACAGGACGUCGUCCCAAGAAUGCCCGGUAUAGUCUUCAACGAGAGUCUACAAAAAUUUGAUGAUAUUACAGGUACGUUGGAGUGGAUAUACACUCACGUGGGAGUAGAGCUGAAGCUCGAUAUAAGAUCAUCUCCAUAUCUAAAGAAAGGGUUGAAUUUAGUGGGAAUUCAUAUGCUCGAAACAUAUCUUCAUCUAGUCGAUGGAUUUCUCGACAGCACGACGACGUUUAGAUCAGAUGCUAGAAGGGAUGUAGUGUUGGUGAAUAAAGAUUGUAAUAUGCUUGUGGAUGAAUUGAGAAUUCCUCAUAAUUGGUACCAAUUGGAGAAUAAGGGGCUUGAACGUAAUUUCCAUCGUAGGUGGGUUAAACCUACUAGGUAUCCAGAGGAUAUACCCUCACCAACAGUUGAGUCAUACAGUAAUGUACUUGAAAUGCAGGAUAGUUGUGGACUCGAAUCCUUGUUUUAGUAUUUGAACUUGGAAUAAAAUGAAAUGUUAAAUGAUGUAUUUUUGUA
Messenger RNA from Olea europaea var. sylvestris, 2407 nucleotides. Its product is annotated as phospholipase A1-Igamma1, chloroplastic-like. Lineage: Eukaryota; Viridiplantae; Streptophyta; Magnoliopsida; Lamiales; Oleaceae. Gene Ontology annotation, molecular function: glycerophospholipase activity. The record is from RefSeq and is a predicted model, not a curated record. The coding region runs from base 819 to 2360 and encodes 513 amino acids. Gene Ontology annotation, biological process: lipid metabolic process. The transcript has a single exon.